UGAGUUCCGGGCCCCCUACUGGGCCUGCUCAGAACAACCUAAGCACAGCAGCUCCAGCCGGGUCAAGGACUCAGGGCCUCACUGCGUCGUGUGCUUAGGUUGUAGAAACUAGAACGAUUGGAAAGUAAGAACUUCUAAGAACUAAUCAAAAUAUGGAGAGGGAAGAAGAUGACGAUGUUGUCUGCUUAGACGAGUCUUUCUUCAUUAACGACAACUAUCAGCUUACAACCUUUACGUUUGGGUCUCAAGUGCUUGAGCUCUAUUGCCUCCAAUCAGCUUCAACUGAUUUUGAUCUUACAGGGCAAUUAGUGUGGCCGGGUGCCUUGCUUUUGAACAGUUAUCUUUCAAAGAAUUCUGACAUGAUCCAAGGAUGUUCUGUUAUUGAAUUAGGCUCUGGUGUUGGUAUUACAGGAGUUCUAUGCAGCCUAUUUUGUAAUGAAGCUGUAUUAACUGACCAUAAUGAUGAAGUUCUCAAGAUCUUGAAGAAAAAUAUAGAGCUCCAUAAAUCUUUGGAAACUCCCAGGAAUUGUGCUGCAGGAUUAGUUGCUGAGAAGUUAGAAUGGGGAAAUCCUGAUCAUAUGAGCCAAAUAUCACAAAAAUAUUCAGGAGGAUUUGAUCUGGUUCUUGGAGCUGACAUCUGUUUUCAACAGUCUAGUGUUCCUCCACUUUUUGAUACGGUGGAGCAGCUGCUUCAUCUUAAAGGGAGCAAGCAAUGCAAAUUCAUACUAGCAUAUGUAUCUAGAGCUAAGAUUAUGGACUCAAUGGUAACAAAUGAAGCUAUUCGCCAUGGAAUGCAAAUCAGUGAAGUACCUGGGACACGCUCUGUGGUAGGAAAUCUUGAAGGUGUUAUCUUUGAGAUUACCCUUCAGUAGAAGGACGAGGCUCAAUUGGGGAGGGAGGAUCUUUUACGGUUUACAAAGUACUCUUAAAAGCAGAAACUCGAAGGUUGCUUUAGGUGAACAUCAAAACCAGGAUCAUGUUGCAACAUAAACAGUGGUUUCACUAAUCAUGAGUGUAAAUCAGCAUCUCAAACGGUUUUGUUCUUUGACCUACAUGCAGAAACAAAAUGAACUCAUGAGGUGAUAUUAUAAGGGCAUCAAAUCCUCAUAAAAUUCUGGAUGUAACCAAGGCACUCAGGAUUUUGGCUGAACAAGUGAGAUUUUCUUUAUUACAUGAUUCAAGUUAUAGAACAAUGUUAAUGAUAUUUAAGGUUGAUUUUUCA
Messenger RNA from Macadamia integrifolia, 1222 nucleotides. RefSeq names its product protein N-lysine methyltransferase METTL21A. Bases 153 to 872 code for a protein of 239 amino acids. The record is from RefSeq and is a predicted model, not a curated record. NCBI's taxonomy places the organism in Eukaryota, Viridiplantae, Streptophyta, Magnoliopsida, Proteales, Proteaceae. Gene Ontology annotation, biological process: protein methylation. Gene Ontology annotation, cellular component: nucleus. Gene Ontology annotation, molecular function: protein methyltransferase activity. The transcript is spliced from 8 exons.